AUGCAGCAUUUCAAAUGGAAAAGUUACUUCAUCUUCAAGGACUCAGUGGUCUUUGAAGAUGUGGCUGUGGACUUCACCCUGGAGGAGUGGGCUUUGCUGGAUUCUGCUCAGAGGAACCUCUACAGAGAUGUGAUGCUGGAGACCUUCCGGAACCUGGCCUCAGUAAAUGAUGAGACUCAAUUUAAAGCCAAUGGGUCAGUUUCUCAGCAGGAUAUGCACGGGCAAGAAAAAUCUAAGGAACAGACAAUACCAAACUUCACAGGAAAUAAUUCCUGUGCCUACACUUUAGAAAAAAAUUGUGAAGGCUAUGGCACUAAAGACCACCACAAAAAUCUGAGAAAUCAUAUGGUGGACAGAUUCUGUAAAAAUAAUGAAGGUAAUCAAUAUGAAGAAGCCAUCCAUCAAAUGCCAAAUCUUACCCUGUACAAGGAAAUUUCUGAUGGAGAAAAACCAUAUGAAUGCACCAAGUGUGGAACAGUCUUCACACAUCUUUCUUCUCUGAAAAGGCACGUCAAGUCUCACUGUGGACGAACAGCGCCUCCGUGUGAGGAAUGUAAGCAGGCCUGCAUUUGUCCCUCACACCUACACAGUCAUGGAAGAACCAACACUGAGGAGAAGCCGUAUAAGUGUCAAGCAUGCAGGCAAACUUUCCAACAUCCCCAUUCCCUCUCUCACCACGUCAAGACUCACACAGCAGAGAAAACCUAUAAAUGGGAGCAGUGUCGGAUGGCAUUUAAUGGGUUCGCAAGCUUCACAAGACAUGUGAGAACUCACACAAAAGACAGGCCAUAUAAAUGUCAGGAAUGUGGGAGAGCCUUCAUUUAUCCCUCGACAUUGCAAAGACACAUGACAACACACACUGGAGAGAAGCCCUAUAAAUGUCAACACUGUGGGAAAGCCUUCACUUACCCCCAGGCUUUUCAAAGACAUGAGAAGACGCACAUGGGAGAGAAGCCCUAUGAAUGCAAGCAGUGUGGGAAAACAUUCAGUUGGUCUGAAACCUUGCGAGUCCACAUGAGGAUCCACACUGGGGAGAAACUCUAUAAAUGUGAAAACUAUGGGAAGGCUUUUACCUCUUCCAGAUCAUUCCAAGGUCAUUUGAGGACGCACACUGGAGAGAAACCUUAUGAGUGUAAACAAUGUGGAAAAGCCUUCACUUGGUCCUCAACAUUUAGAGAACAUGUGAGAAUUCACACGCAAGAGCAGCUCUACAAAUGUGAACAAUGUGGAAAAGCUUUCACUUGGUCCUCAACCUUACAUAAUCAUGUGAGGAUGCACACUGGAGAGAAACCUCACAAAUGUAAACAAUGUGGGAUGCCCUUCAAGUGGCCCUCCUCCUUCCGGAACCAUCUGAGGAUGCACACAGGACAGAAAUCCCACGAAUGUCAGUCACACUCAAAAGCCUUCAGUUGCCAAGUCAUUCUUUCUAAAACCAGUGAGAGCACACACUAA
Nomascus leucogenys (northern white-cheeked gibbon) is the source of this 1452-nucleotide messenger RNA. RefSeq lists its product as uncharacterized. Gene Ontology annotation, biological process: regulation of transcription by RNA polymerase II. Gene Ontology annotation, molecular function: RNA polymerase II cis-regulatory region sequence-specific DNA binding; DNA-binding transcription activator activity, RNA polymerase II-specific. Gene Ontology annotation, cellular component: nucleus. The record is from RefSeq and is a predicted model, not a curated record. NCBI's taxonomy places the organism in Eukaryota, Metazoa, Chordata, Mammalia, Primates, Hylobatidae.